Molecule: messenger RNA, 1711 nt
Organism: Phragmites australis (common reed)
Lineage: Eukaryota; Viridiplantae; Streptophyta; Magnoliopsida; Poales; Poaceae
Product: E3 ubiquitin-protein ligase RING1-like
Exons: 1
Coding region: 195-1364 (389 amino acids)
Biological process (GO): protein ubiquitination
Source: RefSeq, a predicted model, not a curated record
AAUCAAGUUUUAAAAAAGACGAAUCUUCACAAAAUCCAUGAGAAAUAUAGUACAAAACCAGUGCCGCUUUUCACAGGUCACCCUUCAACCACAUCACCACAAUACUUCUCACAUUCACACACGAGUGCUCAACACCGAGCUGAGUAGUGCAACCACGCGCCGCGGCUCACCGUUGAGGCGCGUAAAGGCAACCCAUGCCGCCGCCGGAGAAGCCGCUGCCGCCGCCGGAGAAGCCGCUGCCGCUGCCGCGGCCGGAGCCAAAGCCCGAGCCUAAGCCCGAGCCAAGGCUGAAGCCAAGGCCGCGGCCGGAGCCGGAGCCGGAGCGGGGCGGGACCCCGGGCGACGUCCCGUUCCCGCCGGACCCCCUCGCCUGCGCAACGAACUGCUCCGACUCAUGCGCCCACUACCACUUCUGCCUACCGGCGCCGCCGCCGCCGUCGCCUGCCGCCACCGUGCACCUCCGCUCGAGCCGCUUCCCGACCCCGCUCAUCGCGCUCUCGGCGUCCCUGCUCGCCGUCUCCGCGGUUCUUCUCCUCGCGCUGCUCGUUCACCGGCUGGUGCGGCGGUGGCGAAGGAGGCGGGGGCAGGCCGCGCAGCAUGAGGCGCCGCUGACGCAGGACGACGAGGAGGGGGGCCAGGUACUGGCUGCGGUGGCGGAGGAGGUCGACGGCGGGGUGCACCACGCGUGGUACAUACGGACCAAGGGGCUCGACGAGCGCGCCAUCGCGGCCAUCGCCGCGGUGGUGUACGACGCCAAGAAGCGCGGCGCCGCUCUUGGCGGAGGGGACGGGGACGGCAGCUGCGCGGUGUGCCUCGCGGAGUUCCAGGACGGCGAGACGCUGCGGCUGCUGCCGCGGUGCGGACACGCGUUCCACCGCAGGUGCAUCGACACCUGGCUCCGUGCCCACGUCAACUGCCCGCUCUGCCGCGCGCCCGUGCAGGUCACUGCCGCCGCCGCCGCCGCCAACGCCAGGACGGGCGCGGCCGCUGCCGCUCCCCGCGUCGAGGCUGAGGCAAAUCUUGGCGCCGUUAGUGGCGCUCAAACCGAGGAUACCGCUCGUGGCGGCUCGCCGGAGACGGCCGUCAGGCGGGCCGUGUCCAUGGUGGCGCUGCCGCAGCGACCUUGGCCGGACGUCUCGCUCCGUGCGCCGGCGUCGAACAGCGGGCGCGAGGAGGAGAUGACGGGGCUCGGCAAGAUCAGGAGGCUGGUGAAAUUCUCAGAAGCGUUGGAGAUGGCCGGAAGGUCCGGAAUCGGGGUAGGAAGGUCGAUCUCAUUCGGCGCCACAAGCUGCCAACGUUUGCCGGCAAGGUCCGGCCCGUCUGCCGCCGGCGUCAACGGCGAUGAAACGGAAAUAUCACAGUGAGUUGCUAGGAGAUGAUGACGAAUUGGUGAUGGUGAAGUGCUGGGCAGUUGCAGUUUGGAGGCUUGAGGUUGGUGUUGGUUUGCAAAGUUUUGUACGCCACAAGGGAAAGUAAAAAUGCAAUCUUUCCUAGUUACAUGUGUGAUUAGUAAUAACAAGUAAAUAACUCGAGUUUGUGCAUACACUGCGGAGCGUCAGAAAUUGUAAAUAAGGAUUCCUGACAAAGAGAAGUUUUGUAUGCGAGAUUGCGAUACGCGUCGAUCUGUGAGAUAUAAGAGAUCACUCCUGUUCAGUGCGGUUCGCGAAUGUCUGAAUGAUAUGAAUGAACUGAUUACAUCUGUUGCUUCAAU